AAGCCCGUCCUGAGCUCCUGACUGCCCGCGGCAGCUGCACGUCCGACGUCUUGACCAAACGCCUGUGCCUGCUGGCCUGCCUUGCUCAGCCCGACCUUGAACUUGUCUAGCAUGGACAUGAUGACGAGGUCGCUGCUGUCUCUGCUGCGUGGAACCUUGUGAUGCAGUCGGUGCCCUGCCUGCCCUUGGCGAUGUCGUGACGAGCCUGACGAGGAACGCGCUCGACGAGCUCGACACGGCCGACAGGGACGAAGAGAGGACGGCUCGACGAGCUUGACUUGGCCAACAAGAUGUUCAAAAAGUUCACGCCAAAGGAGGACAUUGCGACCUCGACGAAAGUGAAAUCAUCAGUCCAGAGGAACAUCAGAGCCAAGCUACUCGAGCAAAUGCCACACCUCGGAGACGCCGUGGCACCCAAAGAAGGCUCAGACCAAGAGCGCAUACUUCUAGAGGAGCUAUGGCCGAAGAAAGACGACCUUACGCUUGUCAAAUGUCGGGAGCACGUCUCCCUGCUCGUCAAGGACGGAGAACCGCUCUUCUUCCAACACUUUGAUGGGCCGUACUAUCCCACGCUCAAGCUACUGCACCGGUAUCCACAGAUCCUACCGAGGGUGCAAGUCGACAGAGGGGCUAUCAAGUUUGUCCUUGCAGGUGCCAACAUCAUGUGCCCGGGACUGACCUCCAAAGGCGCUUCAUUACCGGACAGCAUACCAGCAGACAGAGCGGUCGGUAUAUUCGCUCAAGGCAAGGAGCAUGCGUGCGCGAUAGGUCUGAUGAAGAUGUCGACCGAUGAGAUCAGAUCGAUCAAUAAAGGCCAUGGCAUAGAAUCAGUACACUACUUGGCUGAUGAUCUCUGGUCCGUCUCGACCCUAUAGUAGUGCCCGAAACAGCAUGCAAUGAUGUUGUAUCAAUACGAUCGCAUGCCGCUCUGCGAGCUGCCGUAUCGCAUAGCGCCCCGUCCUUUGUAGCGUACGCCAGAAGC
Molecule: messenger RNA, 982 nt
Organism: Mixia osmundae IAM 14324
Lineage: Eukaryota; Fungi; Basidiomycota; Mixiomycetes; Mixiales; Mixiaceae
Exons: 5
Coding region: 291-875 (194 amino acids)
Biological process (GO): formation of translation preinitiation complex
Molecular function (GO): RNA binding
Source: RefSeq, a predicted model, not a curated record